Messenger RNA from Didymodactylos carnosus, 2855 nucleotides. Lineage: Eukaryota; Metazoa; Rotifera; Eurotatoria; Philodinida; Philodinidae. The record is from the annotation of a GenBank genome assembly.
AUGAAAUCUUCAUUAUGCGGUUUGACGUUUGUUCUUGAUAUUAGUAGCGAGUUACGUUAUAAAGAGAAAAAUCAACUCAUUAAUUAUAUCCGAAAUCAUGGCGGUAAUGUUUCCUAUGCGUUAACAGCAAGUACAGAUUAUGUGUUAGUAAAAAGUAAUGUUGCCAGUUACAAGACUCGUCGUGCAAAACAUUUAGGAAUACCAUUGAUAAGUCUUGACUACAUUUACGAAUGUCAAAAGAAUUCGGACAAAAUAAUUGAUCCAAAUCGUUAUUUAAUUACAUCGGCUGAAGAUAAGGAAAGUUUUAAAAACGGCAAAAUACCAGUUGACGAUCAUGCUACAAGAUCAAUCAAUGUUUCCAAAUCAAAAAUUGAUAUUAGCAAAGUAAAAGUAUGGAAUUAUGAUGAUAUUAAUUUACCACAAUUUGAUGAAUCUAAUUCAGAAGUUGCAAAAUGGGCUAUAUUUAAAGAAACUAACGUGAAUUCAUCUGUUUAUUUUGUUUUGGAAAUUCAAGUUAUUCCAGAUAGAUAUUAUGAACCACUGACAAGCGAUUAUCGAUUGCGAUUUCGCUAUGAAAAACAAUCAGCCAGUGCCGAUCAGGGACGUGAUCCAGGGAAUUCGAAUCAAACAACCAGCACUCUCGUACAAUAUAUGUUUACUGAUGAUGUUAGCGAACAACAACAACUAUUUUCUACAUAUUUUAAUAGAAUUUCUACCAUGCCUCGAAUUACACGAAUAAAAGAUGUACUGCCCAGUAAUAUCGGCUCUAAAGCACUUUUACGCUUAUUAUGGAAUCAUAAGAUGGAUACACAAUCAAUCGACGAUAACAUAUGUCAAUUAAUUGAAUCAAUAUGGUUAGAUUCGAUGGGAGAUUUACAGGAGAUACUCAGUGUUACACCAGAAUCGAUUUCACUUAAAAAUAUCAUUGAGGCUGAAUCACUCUUGUUGGAACAAAAACGUUUAUUGGAUGAUAAUCAAACAUUAUCAUCUGACAUCAGUGGGCGAUUUUAUAUAUUAAUACCGCAUAAUUCGCUUUUUCAAAUGAAUUUAAAUGAUCGAAAAAUAUUGCGAGAAAAAAUGGACCUUUGUCAGGUAUUACGCGAUAUGUUAACAGUAAAUGAAAUAACAUGUUGGAAUAUGAAACCGUCAACUGAAGCUAAAUAUCGAUCAUUAAAAUGUUAUAUCAAUACAGUAAACAUCAAUUCUUUUGAAUAUAGAAAAAUUAGUGAACUAAUUCAUUCAUCAACAGAUUCGUAUGUAUCAAAUAAUAAAGGAGGAUUCCACUUGAGGUCAGUAAUCAGCCCACUUCAACUUUUGCCUGAAAACAGUUUUCCGAGUAAUAUGUAUUUUUAUUCGAUUUUAAGUAAUUUUGUCUACUUUGGAAACUAAAAUCCAGGUAAUUUCACGUAAACAGGCAGUUUAUAGCUCAUCCCUCAAAGACCAGCUAUAGGUUAUGUAAAAAGUGUUUCUCUCAGGUUUAUUUCACGUUGAUGGCAAAGCAAAUGUAUCAUUGGAUAGCCCAUAAAAGUCUCUACCGAAUGUGAGUAAAAUAACAGGUAACAAAACUGCUUAGAAUGAUCCUACAUAUACAGUAUAGGGGUUACAUAACUUUUGGCUCAAUUUUCGGCCGGGACCUUCGACACAGUCCCAAAGUUCGACGACCUUUCGAUCCGGGACCCAAAGUCCUGAAUGCCUUUCGGCCGGAGUCCAAAUUCCCCUAGUACUUUCGGCUCGGGCCCAAGUUUCCCCUCUAGUCUCUGUCGGAAUAAAGCAUAAUACUCAGCAGGACGGCGUAGUGCUAAGCAGUAUGGAUUUAGAUUACAGUACAGCUAUAGUGUUCUGCUCAUAUGUAUGUCGUAGUUGAAAUGUUUCAGUUGAAGCUGUUGAUUGUCCAAUCAGUAGUUAGAUUACUGAACAAACAACUCGGAAAUCCGCAGUAUCAGAGGUGUGCCAUUUUUUAGUAACUCGGACUCGCACUCAUACUCGUGGCUUCCUAAUCAUCAGUAGAUAAGAUUCAUUAUUCAAAAAUGCGUUGAUUUUCAACCGCACUAUAUACUUUAUUGGACGAUUGACUGAUAGAAGAAGUCUGUUUAAUGUCAGUGCACACGAAUUCUGUAACGUACUGUUACUUUUCGGUCAUAUGUCAAAACUUUUCUUUACAAAUUCUUUAUGUUCAUGGCCUUUCACAUGUUAGCUGUAUGUACAAGAAGGUAUAUCUUUUAUACAGCUAGUUUGUCUUAUCAACCAAAGAUCAAAUGUGUAGUGUCAACCAUCAUUGUUAAUGUACUGACGAAGAAUACGAAACCGGUCUACAUUAAUAGAUCAUAUACUAUUUUCAUUUCGUAUUGGUUAACACUACACAUUUGAUCUUUGGUUGAUAAGACAAACUAGCUGUAUAAAAGAUAUACCUUCUAGUAUUCUUUUUCUUUUUCGCUAUAUCACGUUGUUUGUCACAUUUCAUAGUUGAUUUCUAUUCUUCUUUUAUUCAUUUUUUCUCUAUAUGUUCGAGUAGGGAUCAAAGAAGACUGCUGCGCACUACGUUUUAAUCUAAAUGCUUACUGCUGAGCACCGCUCAGUGUGCCAACUGUUUAUAGAAAUACUGUUAGGGGCCGAAGGUUCGGAGAGAACUUGGACCAUGGCCGAAAGUACGGCGAGAAGUUAGGUCGUGACCGAACGUCUUUCUCGUUUCAACAUGACUUUGAAUCGUGAACAGAAAGUCUGCGCCGAAAUUCCAGUGUCCACAAUGUAGUAGACAGUCCUCGCUUGUGUGUUCCCUUUUCCUCUAAAACGAGGAAACGAAUAUUUUUCUAGUAUAGAUCAUUUCGAAGCUCAUAAAAUUUGUUACACGCCGGCAU